AUGCAUUCCUCUGAUGACUUUUCUACAAAUUCCACGGUCUUCACCCCUUCAACCGAGUGCAAUACUACAGCUAGUCUCUGGAGCGACCGACAUGCGAUUCCCUGGCCAGGAAACACUUAUAGAAUCAUCGAGAAGCAAACGAACCGAGCGAUCACUCUCGUCGACGACCUAAUUGUCAUAAAAGACAUCGAAGACACGGCACAAAUUACCGUAACCCAGUGGCUUUGCGUCGAGAAGAACGGCUACUUUGGUUUCCAACAUCCGUCAUCGGGGAGGUACAUGGGACAUGACGGUGACAAAACUCUGCGUGCCAAGGCCACAGAACUCAACAAUUGGGAGCUCUUCACGCCCAGAGAGCAUCCGGAAGGAGGCUAUCAGCUCCUGUCGCCAUAUUGGUCUCAAGUUUUGAUGGUGCUUUGCGUGGACGAGGAUAGGAAGACGGUGGUGAGGAGGAAUCACGGGACAACUUUGUGGGAGUUUAUCUAA
Molecule: messenger RNA, 486 nt
Organism: Colletotrichum gloeosporioides
Lineage: Eukaryota; Fungi; Ascomycota; Sordariomycetes; Glomerellales; Glomerellaceae
Exons: 1
Coding region: 1-486 (161 amino acids)
Source: RefSeq, a predicted model, not a curated record